GAGUGGGACAGGGGCAGCUAGGGCUGGAGUACCGGUAUGGACGUUUCGGGGCAGGAGACUGACUGGCGGAGCGCCGCUUUCAGACAGAAGCUGGUCAGUCAAAUUGAGGAUGCCAUGAGGAAAGCUGGAGUGGCCCACAGUAAAUCUAGCAAGGAUAUGGAGAACCAUGUGUUCCAGAAGGCCAAGACCCGGCCAUCAGCAACUACUUAUCUACUUCCUGUUGCCAUGGAUUUGCCCACUGUGAACUUUCCAUGUAAAUGCAUAUAGGACCGGUGCUUACUCCAUGAUAUAUUGUUGAGCCUCUGAAGACUUGUACUGUACACAUCAAGCAAAUGUUCAAAGUUGUGAAGUUUUUCUGUAUUAUUUGGUGACGAAUACCUUUCCCUCGUGGCCAGGCUCAUUAUCCAUUUUCGAGACAUUCAUAACAAGAAAUCUCAAGCUUCUGUCAGUGACCCCAUGAAUGCAUUGCAGAGCCUCACUGGCGGACCUACUGCAGGAGCAGCUGGAAUUGGCAUGCCUCCUCGGGGUCCAGGACAAUCCCUGAGCGGGAUGGGUGGCCUUAGUGCCAUGGGACAGCCAAUGCCUCUCUCUGGACAGCCACCUCCUGGGACCUCUGGGAUGACUCCUCAUGGCAUGACUGUAGUAUCCACAGCAACUCCACAGACCCAGCUGCAGCUCCAGCAGGUGGCACUGCAGCAGCAACAGCAGCAGCAACAACAGCAGCAGCAACAGUUCCAGCAGCAGCAGGCGGCACUACAACAGCAGCAGCAGCAGCAGCAGCAGCAGCAGCAGCAGCAGCAGUUCCAAGCACAGCAGAGUGCCAUGCAGCAGCAGUUCCAAGCUGUGGUGCAGCAGCAGCAACAGCUGCAGCAGCAGCAACAGCAGCAACAGCAUCUCAUUAAGUUGCAUCAUCAAAAUCAACAACAGAUACAGCAGCAGCAACAGCAGCUACAGAGGAUGGCGCAGCUGCAGCUGCAGCAACAGCAACAGCAACAGCAGCAACAGCAGGCUUUGCAGGCCCAUCCACCAAUACAACAGCCACCCUUGCAGCAGCCGCAGCCUCCCCCUUCCCAGGCCCUGCCCCAGCAGCUGCCACAGAUGCAUCACCCACAGCACCAUCAGCCUCCACCGCAGGCUCAGCAGCCCCCAGUGGCUCAGAACCAACCAUCACAACUCCCCCCACAGUCACAGAGCCAGCCUUUGGUGUCACAGGCUCAAGCCCUUUCUGGACAGAUGUUGUAUGCCCAACCACAGCUGAAAUUUGUCAGAGCUCCAAUGGUAGUCCAGCAGCCGCAGGUACAGCCUCAGGUACAGCAGCAGCCAGCAGUGCAGACAGCACAAGCUGCCCAGAUGGUGGCUUCUGGAGUCCAGGUCAGCCAGAGUGGCCUCACUAUGCUGUCUUCACCGUCACCUGGCCAGCAGGUGCAGACUCCACAGUCUAUGCCCCCUCCCCCACAGCCAUCCCCACAGCCAGGCUCGCAGCCCAACUCAAAUGUCAGUUCCGGUCCUGCCCCAUCACCCAGCAGCUUCCUGCCUAGCCCCUCACCUCAGCCUUCCCAGAGCCCAGUGACAGCACGCACCCCACAGAACUUCAGCGUCCCCUCCCCUGGACCACUAAAUACCCCUGUGAACCCCAGCUCUGUCAUGAGCCCAGCAGGCUCCAGCCAGGCCGAGGAGCAGCAGUACUUGGACAAACUGAAGCAACUAUCCAAGUACAUCGAGCCCCUGCGCCGCAUGAUCAACAAAAUUGACAAGAAUGAAGACAGAAAAAAGGACCUGAGUAAGAUGAAGAGUCUUCUGGACAUUCUGACUGACCCCUCAAAGCGAUGUCCCCUGAAAACUCUACAGAAGUGUGAGAUCGCCCUGGAGAAGCUCAAGAAUGACAUGGCAGUGCCCACACCCCCACCACCCCCAGUACUACCGACCAAGCAGCAGGACCUAUGCCAGCCGCUCUUGGAUGCUGUACUGGCCAACAUCCGCUCACCUGUCUUCAAUCAUUCCCUGUACCGCACUUUUGUGCCAGCUAUGACAGCCAUCCAUGGCCCUCCCAUCACGGCCCCAGUGCUGUGUACUCGGAAGCGCCGUUUUGAGGAGGAUGAGCGGCAGAGCAUCCCCAAUGUGCUACAAGGGGAGGUGGCCAGAUUAGACCCCAAAUUCCUGGUGAACUUAGACCCUUCUCACUGCAGUAACAAUGGCACUGUCCACCUGAUAUGCAAGCUGGAUGACAAGGACCUCCCAAGCGUGCCACCCCUGGAGCUCAGUGUGCCUGCUGACUACCCUGCCCAGAGCCCGCUGUGGAUCGACCGACAGUGGCAGUAUGACGCCAACCCCUUUCUGCAGUCAGUGCACCGGUGCAUGACCUCCAGGCUGCUGCAGCUCCCCGACAAGCACUCAGUCACAGCUCUGCUUAACACCUGGGCACAGAGCAUCCACCAGGCCUGCCUCUCGGCUGCCUAGCCAGGAACAGCAGGGACAAACAAUAGCCUCGUCCACUCUGUGGAUCCACGCUGCAUAUUGGACCUUUCUAGGUGUUGGGUUCCUUAGAGAGCCUGGGGUUAGGUUAGCUUUCCUGCUUUUCUCUUCUGCCUUGGGGUCUCCCCAUACUUGUACAGUACCGGGCCAGCUGGCUGUGGAGCUGGCUACACGGAGAGGGUUCAGGGAGGGGUCUUCCUAGAGAAAAUUCUCCAUACCACACCCUCCGGGGAGUCAGACCGGUGGGCCAUGUUCCUUGCAGCCUCUCCGGGCUCCCUGUUUACUCUGGGCAGCAUGAGGGAGAACUCAGGGUCUCACCCAAGCAUCUUGUGAAUUAGCAUACAUUCUACUCAUUUCCAUAGGACAUGGAAGAGAACAUAGGAAAUCCUGACAGCACAACUCUCUGGUCACAGUGUUGGGUUCAGGGCAUGCUGCUUGCGGCUUGUGAAACAUGGCCAGAGAUGCUCUGGGACUUGGGUCCCAGGCUCCAUUUCAGAGGGAAGGCCAGCCUCCAGGCAGCAAAGGAGUCCCUGGCCAUAGGUGGGUAUCAGGCCAUGUGUUCUGAGGAAGCACGGGUAGGAGGGUCAAAGGAGCCUAUCCCUGGUAUGCCUGUGUCACUCUUGGCGAAGGGUGCCUGAUUCCCGCUGUGAGGGAUGAAGACUGACCAGAUGGGUACUGUCCUUGGGACCUGGCAUCCUUGGAAUACCCUGUUCUGUGCAUCACCCCUAGAGUGUGGACUCCCUGUGGGAUGCAGCUACACAGCACCUUUGUGUAUUGCCUGCCACACUGAACAGCAGCCAGCAGUCCUCUGGUGACAAGAAGUUCCCUUUUUAUAUGUGCACUACCCUGUCAUAUGUGGUUCCUAUAAUAAAUUUAUUAUUCCCA
Molecule: messenger RNA, 3357 nt
Organism: Cavia porcellus (domestic guinea pig)
Lineage: Eukaryota; Metazoa; Chordata; Mammalia; Rodentia; Caviidae
Gene: Med15
Product: mediator complex subunit 15
Exons: 19
Coding region: 457-2457 (666 amino acids)
Biological process (GO): regulation of DNA-templated transcription
Molecular function (GO): transcription coregulator activity
Source: RefSeq, a predicted model, not a curated record